This is a messenger RNA of Parathielavia appendiculata, 697 nucleotides long. RefSeq lists its product as uncharacterized. Lineage: Eukaryota; Fungi; Ascomycota; Sordariomycetes; Sordariales; Chaetomiaceae. The record is from RefSeq and is a predicted model, not a curated record. The transcript has a single exon. The coding region runs from base 261 to 650 and encodes 129 amino acids.
AGGGUUGUUAUGGCGGGGAAGACGUCAGGAUCCGGAGGUAGUGCUUUGCGUGUCUCCUAACCCCAAAACUUAAGCCGCUGUUCUACUGCAUUGCCUUCUCCUUUCGGUUUCUUUUUUCUCUGUCUACCAUUUAUCCUUCAAUCACAGCUGUGCUUUGAGCACUGGGCUUGUUCGUAUGCACGGGGUUUCUCUAUAUAUCUUGGCUAGGCGCGACCGGGCUGUGCGGUUUUAUUUUCCACCACCUGGACAGACAGGAUGUGAUGGGUGGAAGAAGGGGGAAAAGAAAAGGUCAGUGGAUGGAAAGCAUUAAAGGUUUCAGAGUUGAACCAAAGAGCAUGUCUCACAGUCGCGUUUCACAGACAGGGUCCAUGGGUUGGUUCAUCAAGCUUGGCGUUGCAAGUUUGCUGGCAGACGGACAAGAUGCGAGCGACCUAAAGCUGCUAGCGCUGCGUAGGGUAUUCAGUAAUUUAACCAGAGGAACUGCUGCGAAUGCCGAAUAUACACGUCAGAUUGGAUGGAGUCGUCUUGAUGCUGCUGAAGUGAUAGUAGGACUACUGCUGUGUUGGUGCAUGACUGGAUACCGUCUUCGACCUUCGUGCCAGAAGGGCGAAAGGGACUCGCGAACAGAAGAAGCCUCAAGCUGGGGUUAGACCAGCUGAAUGUCCCCAUGAGAGGUGGUAAAAACGGCGAGGCAAGA